AUGUCUUAUCAAUCAAGUGUAGCUCAAGACUCUUUAGCUGCGGCACAAUUAGAGAUGACCGGUAACCCCAACGCUUUGGCCUUGCGUCGGCCAUUCGACCCGGUGGCGCACGACUUAGAAGCUAGUUUUCGAUUGACACGAUUUGCGGACUUGAAAGGAAGAAGCUGCAAAGUUCCCCAAGAUGUUCUUGGUAAACUUGUGGAAUCGCUACAACAGGACUACUCCCAACAAGAGGAUCAAUUUAUGCAUGUGGCGAUCCCGCGCAUCGGUAUCGGCUUGGACUGUUCCGUAACACCACUCAGACAUGGAGGACUUUGUUUGGUCCAAACUACCGACUUCUUCUACCCUUUGGUUGACGACCCCUAUAUGAUGGGUAAAAUCGCGUGUGCUAACGUACUAAGCGACCUGUAUGCGAUGGGUGUUACAGAAUGUGACAAUAUGCUUAUGCUGCUCGGCGUGUCAACAAAGAUGACUGAGAAAGAGCGUGAUGUUGUGAUCCCUCUAAUUAUGCGUGGAUUCAAAGACUCUGCUCUAGAGGCUGGCACCUCUGUCACUGGUGGACAGACUGUCAUUAACCCUUGGUGUGCAAUUGGCGGGGUAGCUACUACAAUCUGCCAACCCAAUGAAUAUAUUGUUCCUGAUAAUGCUGUUAUGGGUGAUGUACUUGUGUUAACCAAACCCUUGGGUACCCAAGUAGCUGUAAAUGCUCAUCAGUGGCUUGAUCAACCUGAACGCUGGAAUCGUAUCAAGCUGGUUGUGUCUGAAGAAGAUGUCCGUAAGGCGUAUCACCGAGCAAUGGAUUCUAUGAGCAGGCUCAAUCGCAUUGCUGCUCGUUUAAUGCAUAAAUACAAUGCUCAUGGUUCCACAGAUGUUACUGGCUUUGGCCUGUUAGGUCAUGCACAGAACCUGGCUUCUCAUCAGAAGAAUGAGGUUUCAUUUGUUAUUCAUAACUUACCAGUGAUUGCCAAAAUGGCAGCAGUAGCCAAGGCAUGUGGCAAUAUGUUCCAACUGUUGCAAGGGCAUGCUCCCGAGACAUCAGGUGGACUGCUCAUCUGCUUGCCCCGUGAACAAGCUGCAGCAUAUUGCAAAGACAUUGAGAAGCAAGAAGGCUACCAGGCAUGGAUUAUAGGAAUUGUUGAGAAAGGCAACCGCACUGCCCGCAUCAUUGAUAAGCCCCGAGUCAUUGAAGUGCCCGCUAAAGAUUAA
Molecule: messenger RNA, 1206 nt
Organism: Spodoptera littoralis (African cotton leafworm)
Lineage: Eukaryota; Metazoa; Arthropoda; Insecta; Lepidoptera; Noctuidae
Source: the annotation of a GenBank genome assembly